UCUUCAUUUCUUCUAUACAAAAUAUCAAAAAUGAAUUGUCUCAUAAUAUAUAUAUAUAUAUAUAUAUUUUUGUUCUUAUUGAUGCUGUUUGUUUCUCUCUUGCCUUUGCCCUUCAGCUCAACCCACAAGCCCUUUUUGGGGGGUUUUGGCUUUUCUCUCUCCUUUCUCAAAUCAUCAAACUUCAUACUUCAAACAACAUCAUCAUCACCAAUCACAAGUUACAACUUACAAGAGGAAGAAAAAAAAAAUAAAGAAAACCCCAAUUCUAUUUCCUCUUAGAAAAGUCGAAUUUUUUGUUUGUGUUUUUUCCAUGGAAGAAGAUGAACUUUGUGUUUGCUCAUGCUUUUCCCAAUCCUUAUGCAACCCCUCAAGUUUUCUGAGCAAAUUUUGACCUGAAUUGGGGAUUCUCUCAAAUCAAAGCAUCUUUGACUAUAAGUCCAUAACUCAGAAACACAGGCCAAGUAGGAGAUUUAGGUCAGAUGGCUGAAAGUUGGCAUGGAAAUUAUGACACUGGUAGCCAGUCAGAUGACAGCUAUAAAUUUGAGAGAUUGCACAUUGAACCUAUUUAUGAUGCAUUUUUUUGCCCUUUAACAAAGCUAGUUAUGCGUGAUCCUGUUACCUUAGAAAAUGGGCAAACAUUUGAGCGCGAAGCAAUUGAAAAGUGGUUCAGAGAAUGCAAGGAGAGUGGAAGAAAGUUGGUCUGCCCGCUGACACUAAAAGAAUUAAAAACCGCUGAUCUAAAGCCUAGCAUAGCUUUGAGGAACACCAUUGAAGAGUGGAAUGCUAGGAAUGAAGCUGCUCAGCUUGAUAUGGCUCGUAAGUCAUUGAAUCCGAGCAGCUCAGAAAGUGAAGUUCUUUUGGCCUUGAAGUAUGUCCAGCAAAUCUGCCAGAAAAGCAGAUCAAAUAAGCAUGUUGCACGCAAUGCAGGGCUGAUACCCAUGAUAGUUGACAUGUUGAAGAAUGGCAGCCGUAAAGUAAGGUGUAAAGCUUUGGAAACCCUUAAAACCGUGGUGGAGGAAGAUUCAGAUAAUAAGGAAAUAUUGGCUGAUGGGGAUACUGUACGCACUAUAGUGAAGUUCUUGUCUCACGAGCAAUCCAAAGAGAGGGAGGAAGCUGUCUCUUUGCUGUAUGAGCUGUCCAAAUCUGAAGCCUUAUGUGAGAAGAUUGGUUCAAUUAAUGGAGCGAUUCUUAUGUUGGUUGGAAUGACAACCAGCAAAUCAGAUAACAUUUUGACUGUUGAGAAUGCUGAAAAAACUUUAGAGAAUCUGGAGAAGUUUGAGAACAAUGUGAGACAGAUGGCUGAAAAUGGUAGACUGCAGCCUCUUCUGACACAAAUUCGUGAAGGCCCUCCAGAAACCAAACUGUCCAUGUCUAAUUUCCUUGGUGAGCUAGUUUUGGACAAUGAUAUAAAGGUCUUAGUGGCUAAAAGUGUGGGUUCAUCUUUGAUCAAUAUCUUGAGGAGUGGUAAUAUGCAGUCAAGAGAAGCUACUUUGAAAGCUCUCAACCAAAUUUCAUCUUGUGAGGCGAGUGCCAAGGUGCUGAUAGAGGCAGGAAUACUUCCGUCUCUGGUCAAAGAUCUCUUUACUGUUGGGACUAAUCAGCUUCCUAUGCGACUGAAAGAGGUUGCUGCAACAAUUCUUGCUAAUGUCGUUAACUCAGACUAUGAUUUUGAUUCCAUCCUGGUUGGACCUGAUCACCAGACACUAGUCUCAGAAGACAUAGUCCAUAACCUACUACAUCUCAUUAGCAACACUGGCCCAGCAAUUGAGAGCAAGCUUCUCCAAGUUCUUGUUGGACUCACUCUCUCUCCUUCUACUGUUAUUAGUGUCGUUGCCGCCAUUAAGAGCUCUGGUGCCAUUAUUAGUUUGGUGCAGUUUAUUGAGGCUCCACAAAAGGAAUUGCGUGUGGCUUCCAUUAAACUUCUCCAGAACCUCUCCCCACAUGUUGGUCAGGAACUAGCUGAUGCCCUACGUGGCACAGUGGGCCAACUUGGCAGCCUAAUUAAAGUCAUAUCAGAAAAUAUUUCAAUCACUGAUGAACAAGCAGCAGCCAUCGGCCUCUUAGCUGAACUUCCGGAGAGGGAUCUAGGCCUCGCCCGGCAGAUGCUAGAUGAUGGUGCCUUUAAGCUGGUGUAUUCCAGAGUAGUUAAGAUCCGGCAAGGGGUGAGUAAGGGCGGUCGCUUUGUGACACCAUUUCUAGAAGGACUUGUACGGGUUCUAGCAAGGGUUACACUUGUGUUAGCUGAUGAGCAAGAUGCAAUUGCACUGUGUCGUGAGCUUAAUCUUGCUGAACUCUUCAUUGAACUUCUACAAACCAAUGGACUGGACAAUGUACAGAUGAGUUCUGCCACAGCAUUGGAGAACUUAUCACAAGAAUCCAAAAAUUUGACAAGAUUGCCUGAGUUGCCUGCACCCGGUUUUUGUGCCUCAAUCUUUCCGUGUUUUAGCCAACAACCUGCCAUAAAUGGAUUGUGUCGGCUCCACCGCGGGACAUGUUCACUUAAAGAAAGUUUUUGUCUCUUGGAGGGAAAGGCAGUGGACAAAUUGGUGGCUCUUCUUGACCACACAAAUGAGAAGGUGGUUGAAGCAGCACUUGCAGCACUCUCUACUUUGUUGGAUGAUGGGGUUGAUAUCGAACAAGGUGUUAUGCUGUUGUGUGAGGCAGAGGGGGUGAAACCUAUUCUUGACGUGCUAUUAGAGAAACGGACAGAGAACCUGAGGAGGAGGGCAGUCUGGGUAGUUGAGAGACUAUUGCGGAGUGAUGAGAUAGCGUAUGAAGUUUCUGGAGAUCCAAAUGUCAGUACUGCACUUGUAGAUGCCUUCCAGCAUGCUGACUAUCGAACCCGACAGAUUGCUGAACGUGCCCUGAAGCAUGUUGACAGGUUACCAAACUUCUCUGGUGUCUUUCCAAACGUAGGAUAGGCAUCUUCCACUGGUUGUAUUGUUAUGGUUUGCCAAGCUGCAAAUGGAGGGUAUAUAUUGUAUACUGAUUUUUCAUUUGUUUUGAAAGCUGUUCAUUGUUUCUAAGGAUGAUUUGUCCAUCAACUUUCUGUUCUGCUCAUGAACUGCCUUUUGUGUGGCAUUUGUUUUUGUGUAGCAUUUGGGUAUUAAAUUCUAAAUUUGUUUUAUGCUUUCUAAGAUAA
Prunus dulcis (almond) is the source of this 3142-nucleotide messenger RNA. RefSeq names its product U-box domain-containing protein 43-like. NCBI's taxonomy places the organism in Eukaryota, Viridiplantae, Streptophyta, Magnoliopsida, Rosales, Rosaceae. Gene Ontology annotation, biological process: protein ubiquitination. The record is from RefSeq and is a predicted model, not a curated record. The coding region runs from base 480 to 2921 and encodes 813 amino acids. The transcript has 4 exons. Gene Ontology annotation, molecular function: protein binding; ubiquitin-protein transferase activity.